UUGUUUCUUGUCGGAAACCGGAAGUCGAUAUUUAAAAAAGAAGAACUCGUGAAAAUGGCUACAGUUAGGAAGCUGUCAUGUCUUUUCAGCUACCUAAACAAAGGCGUUUGCGAAAUAUUCCUACUUUUGUGGUUGCUGCAGUUUUCUUCCGUGUGCUCAGAUAUAACAGACGGCAACGCUGAGCACUUAAAGCGGGAGCAUUCACUCAUAAAGCCAUAUCAAGGUGUUGGAACAAGUGCUUCAAGUCAAUGGGAUUUCUGGGGGAGUACUUUAGUUACAAGCCAGUAUGUGCGUCUGACACCUGAUGAACGGAGCAGGCAAGGAUCCAUCUGGAACACAGUGCCCUGUUACUUGAAAGACUGGGAAAUGCACGUGCAAUUUAAAGUUCACGGAUCGGGGAAGAAGAAUCUCCAUGGAGAUGGCAUUGCAAUUUGGUACGCAAAAGAGCGAUCACAUCCUGGACCAGUCUUUGGAAACCAGGACCAUUUUGUAGGCCUGGCUGUUUUUUUGGAUACGUUCCGCAAUGACCUCAACGGCAUGGAUCGUUCCUUUCCCUACAUUUCUGCAAUGGUGAGUAACGGCACGGUGUCUUACGAUCAUGGAAACGAUGGCCGCUCUACAGAGCUGGGGGGCUGCUCAGUCGAAAUAAGAAACAAAGACCAUGACACAUAUCUUGCUAUCCGAUACUCCAAAGGCAGACUCACGAUUAUGGUUGAUGUUGAUGACAAGAAUGAGUGGAAAGAGUGUAUCGAUAUCACAGGCGUCCGCCUUCCUACCGGUUACUAUUUUGGGGCGUCUGCAGCCACAGGAGAUCUCUCUGACAACCAUGAUAUCAUCUCUAUGAAAAUGUACCAGCUGAUGGUUGAACACACUCCUGAGGAGGACAGUCAAGACUGGACUAAGAUUGAGCCUAGCGUCAGUUUGCUCAAGUCUCCCAAAGACAAUGUUGAUGAUCCAACUGGCAAUUUCCGGAGUACACCUCUUACCGGCUGGAAGGUCUUCCUGCUUCUCUUAUGUGCUCUUCUUGGGAUUGUUGUUUGUGCUGUUGUGGGAGCAGUGGUCUUUCAGAAACGACAAGAGAGGAACAGGAGAUUUUACUAGACAUCAGUCAUUACAGGACAAUUUUAUGAACUCUUUAUGAAUGUGAAUGGGCAAGGGUUUUUUUUUUUGUUUGUUUGGUUUUUGUUUUUUUAAAGCAUUUGGACAAAUGUUGAAAUGUUGAAGUGAACAAUUAAAUAAAAGAGGAGGGUGACGGAUAGCAGCAGUAAUUUCAGUUCAUGCAAUGCACACCAAAUUACACAUUUCUAAAAAAUUAAGUUUAAAAACCAUCACACUACUUAAAUCAGUGUGGAGGCUUAAACAGUGUUGAUACGAAAAUUAUGGUAUCUACACUUACCACUUUAAUCUGUUUACUAGUUUGAUCGGUUUUAAAUAUGCAUUAAACCACAUACAUGAUUGUAGAUCUUUUACGUUUAUAACAAAAACAUUUUGUUUUUAGGAGCAUUUCGCAUGUUUUCAUCAGUUGCUUCUUUGGGCUUUGGAUGGGAUUAUGGGGAACUUUGAGGGUUAAAUAUGGUUUGGUGUUAUGUUUACUCCCGUUUUAUCUUUGUUUUAUGUUUUACCACACACACCACUAAGGCUCUGGAUUAUAUUUGCUCUAAAUUUCAUUUUAGGGAAACUAAAAGAAAUGAAAAGAUGUUGAAAAACAUGUUAAGUCAAGUUAAGCUGAUUUUUGUCCAGUUUACCAACCUGCAUCAUUAUGUUUAGGGUAUUUUUUUUUGUCUUCUUCAGCUCCAGCAGUAUUGUCUUUUUUUUUUUUAACCUGUGAUUGCAAAUGCAAAGUAUUAUUGGCUGCAUUAAUCUAAGAAAUGAUCUGCAUUUGCUUCAAAAUAAAUGGCAUAUUUCACUAAACACGUAAAGAUAAAGUGCAGUUUGGAGAAUUUAAUGAAGAAAAAAAAACUUAAUUUUCAACCUGAAAUACCUUAAACCUGUCUGAUAAGAAUCUUGUGAAUGUAACACAGUACAUGGUUUAGUUCUGGUUCAAUAACACUGACAUUUAACUGGUCCUUACCAGCAUUUACUGUGAAACAGAAAAGGCAACAUCUGUACAACAACUGUACUAAAUAAAGACGUUCUUCCAGUA
Molecule: messenger RNA, 2143 nt
Organism: Tachysurus fulvidraco (yellow catfish)
Lineage: Eukaryota; Metazoa; Chordata; Actinopteri; Siluriformes; Bagridae
Gene: lman2
Product: lectin, mannose-binding 2
Exons: 8
Coding region: 55-1101 (348 amino acids)
Biological process (GO): Golgi organization; endoplasmic reticulum to Golgi vesicle-mediated transport; endoplasmic reticulum organization
Cellular component (GO): endoplasmic reticulum membrane; endoplasmic reticulum-Golgi intermediate compartment; COPII-coated ER to Golgi transport vesicle
Molecular function (GO): D-mannose binding
Source: RefSeq, a predicted model, not a curated record